AUGGUGACAAAACUCCAUGACAAUGGCAACCUCUCGGCGGUCUCCCUGAGCGAGUUCGUGCUGGAGGGAUUUGCAGGGGGCCCAGGGACACAGGCCCUGCUCUUCGCUGUGUUCCUGGCCCUGUACGUGGUCACCGUCCUGGGCAACCUCACCAUGAUCCUGGUCAUCACCCUGGAUGCCCGCCUGCACUCCCCAAUGUACUUCUUCCUCAAGAACCUCUCCUUCCUGGACCUCUGCUACUCCUCCGUCAUCGCCCCCAACGCCCUGGCCAACUUCUUCUCCUCGUCCAGGGCCAUCACCUUCGCGGGCUGCGCCACUCAGCUCUUCUUCUUCUCCCUGUUGGCUUCCAGCGAGUCUUUCCUUCUGGCCGUGAUGGCCUACGACCGCUUCAUGGCCAUCUGCAGCCCCCUGCAGUACCCAGUGACCAUGUGCCCCGCGAGCUGCACCCGCCUGGUGCUGGGCACCUACUGUGGAGGCUGCCUCAACUCCAUCGUGCAGACCAGCCUCACGUUCCAGCUCCCCUUCUGCAGCUCCCACCGCAUUGACCACUUCUUCUGCGACGUGCCCCCCCUGCUGCAGCUGGCCUGCGCCGACACGACCCUCAACGAGCUGGUCAUGUUCGGCCUCUGCGGGCUCAUCAUCGUGGGCACCACGCUCGUGGUCCUGGUCUCCUACGGCUACAUCGCAGUGACCAUCCUGAGCAUGCGCUCCGGCACCGGGCGCCACAAGGUCUUCUCCACCUGUGGCUCCCACAUGACGGCCGUGUCCCUGUUCUACGGGACGGUGUUCGUCAUGUACGCCCAGCCAGGGGCUGUGGAAUCCUUGGAGCAGGGCAAGGUGGUCUCCGUCUUCUACACCCUGGUCAUCCCGAUGCUUAACCCCCUCAUCUACAGUCUGCGGAACAAGGACGUGAAGGAUGCCCUGAGGAGGCUGAGCCAGAGACAGACAGCCUAG
Messenger RNA from Tupaia belangeri chinensis (Chinese tree shrew), 954 nucleotides. Its product is annotated as olfactory receptor 12. Gene Ontology annotation, biological process: G protein-coupled receptor signaling pathway. NCBI's taxonomy places the organism in Eukaryota, Metazoa, Chordata, Mammalia, Scandentia, Tupaiidae. Gene Ontology annotation, cellular component: membrane. The transcript is spliced from 2 exons. The coding region runs from base 1 to 954 and encodes 317 amino acids. The record is from RefSeq and is a predicted model, not a curated record. Gene Ontology annotation, molecular function: olfactory receptor activity; G protein-coupled receptor activity.